Messenger RNA from Rotaria sp. Silwood1, 1323 nucleotides. The record is from the annotation of a GenBank genome assembly. Lineage: Eukaryota; Metazoa; Rotifera; Eurotatoria; Philodinida; Philodinidae.
AUGGUUAAUAGUGACAAUCCUCCACAAAUUCAUGUUCCAAUCGAUAAUAUUAAAGUUCAAGCAACUUUACGUCAACUAGAACAACCUAUCUGCUUAUUUGGAGAAGGUUCCGCCGAACGACGUAAACGUCUUCAAAACCUAAUAUCAUCUUUAUCUGAUGAUGAAAUUACAAAGAUAUUACGUGAAAAUGAAGAAGAAGACGAUGAAAAAGUUGAAAAUACAAAACAAGAAAUAACAUGGUAUCAUGAAGGAUCUGAUCAAUUACAAACAGCACGAUAUUGGAUUACACAAUAUUCUUUACUAAGAGCCAAAGAACGUAUUGAAAAAUUAAAAGACUAUGUUGCUAUACCUGAAGUACAUCGAACAGCACAGAUUCAAGAUUUAUAUCGUCAAUUACGAACCACAGCAUUACAUUGCAGUCAAUUGGCUGAUAAUCGUCCUUUAUCAUAUUGUGAAUUUAGUCCAAAUGAUCAAAUGAUUGCUGUUUCUUCUUGGAGUGGUUUAUGUAAACUUUGGACAAUACCAGAUUGUAAACAUGUCCGAACAUUUCGUGGUCAUACAAUAAAUGCUUGUUGUAUUAGUUGGCAUCCUCAAUCAACAUUAACACAAGAUCCAGCAAUGAUUAAUUUAGCAUCUAGUUCAUUUGAUGGAAGUGUUAAAUUAUGGAAUCUUCAAAGUGAUGAACCUAUUGCUGAAAUUGAAGGUCAUGCACCAUUUCGUGUAUCAAAAGUAAAAUUUCAUCCAUCUGGAAGAUUUUUAGCUACAGCUUGUUAUGAUCAUUCAUGGCGUUUUUGGGAUCUUAAAACUCAAGAAGAAAUUUUACAUCAAGAAGGUCAUUCAAGAGCAGUUCAUGAUAUUACAUUUCAAUGUGAUGGAAGUUUAUCUGCUACUGCUGGUAUGGAUGCAUAUGGUCGAAUAUGGGAUCUUCGAACAGGUCGUUGUAUUAUGUUUUUAGAAGGUCAUCUUAAACCAGUAUUGUCUAUUGAUUUUUCACCAAAUGGAUAUCAUCUAGCAACUGGUUCUGAAGAUAAUUUGUGUAAAAUUUGGGAUUUACGUCAGAUUAAGAAUGUUUAUAGUAUUGCUGCUCAUCAAAAUUUAGUUUCAACUGUUAAAUUUCAACGUACUGAAGGACAUUAUUUAGUAACUGCUUCUUAUGAUAAUACAAUUAAAUUAUGGAUGCAUUCGACAUGGUCAGCACUUUAUUCUUUAACAGGUCACGAACAAAAAAUAAUGUCAGCUGAUAUAUCUCGCGAUGGACGAUGGAUUGCAACUGUUUCUUAUGAUCGUACAUUUAAAAUUUGGUCAGCUAAACAAAUUCGUUAA